CAGUAGGCCCAUUAUGAUCACUUGCCACCUACUUUUGACAUCAUCUAAAACUACUGAAUACUCACUCUGUUUAAACUAAUGGACAGAGAUACCAGAAUUACAAAAAAGCACUGUCCAUAUCCAGGAACCAGAACGUGUGGAAAGAAUUAUCUCCGCCCUCUGUGAUGGGGGAGCCUCCAAACUUCAGGUUAUUACAGAUUUUGAUAUGACUUUAACUCGACUUGCCAAGAACAGCAAAAAAAGGAUAACCUGUUACAGUAUUAUUCAAGACAGCACAUUAAUUAGUGAUGAAUGCAAGAUAAAGAUGAACGAACUUUUCAACUUCUAUUAUCCCAUUGAGAUUGACCACUCACGCAGCAUCGAAGAGAAGUUUCCCCUGAUGAUCGAGUGGUGGACAAAAGUCCAUGAGCUCCUUGUGGAGCAGAAGAUUGAAAAGAGCAAACUGGCCAAAACUGUGAAGGAAUCAGGUGCUGAGCUGAGGGAUGGAUUCAGGAUUUUCUUCGGUGAACUUCACAAACACGGUGUUCCUGUCUUGAUAUUUUCAGCUGGUGUAGGUGAUGUACUGGAGGAAAUCAUUCGGCAGAUUGAAGUCUAUCACCAAAACGUCACGGUGGUGUCAAACUUCAUGGACUUUGAUGAGAAUGGGAUUCUAAAAGGAUUUAAAGGUGAAAUAAUCCAUGUUUACAACAAGCGUGAGGGGGCCCUGCGCAACACCAAACACUUUCAGCAGCUGAGAAGCUGCAGCAACGUCAUUCUCCUGGGAGAUUCACUGGGGGAUCUCAACAUGGCAGACGGAGUCCAAAACCAGGAGAAUAUCCUGAAAAUUGGAUUCCUGAACGAUAAGGUUGAUCAGCUCCUGAACAAAUACCUGGCUUUGUACGACAUUGUUCUCGUGAAUGAUGAAACAUUGGAUGUAGCGAAUGGAAUCUUGAAACACGUUCUCAAUCCCAAUCAUUUGUUAAAUUGCUGUCGGGACAGUUAGUCUGCAAAUGUCAGAAUUACCUCUAUGUUUCAACACUGGGCCAGGUUUGGAAGGCUGUCAGCAAGUUUGUUUAAUGAGGUUUGUGAUGCACAAAAAGGGCAGGUACCGUACAACUGGACUUAAUGUGUUCAUAGUAUGUUAAAAAUGAGGUGGGGAGCCCUUUGUAUCAAAAUCAGCCAAAAGAGUGUUGAUUUUAUUUAGUAUACUGUUCCUUUGUAGAUAAACUGUGUUCUUAAAACAUUUACUUGCAUGACUGAAGAAAUCUUAAUUUCCCUGCCCUAGUCAAACAUUUGCCACUCUGUUUUUAAAUAAAAAUUACAUUUUAAAA
Chiloscyllium plagiosum (whitespotted bambooshark) is the source of this 1310-nucleotide messenger RNA. Its product is annotated as cytosolic 5'-nucleotidase 3-like. Gene Ontology annotation, molecular function: 5'-nucleotidase activity; magnesium ion binding. NCBI's taxonomy places the organism in Eukaryota, Metazoa, Chordata, Chondrichthyes, Orectolobiformes, Hemiscylliidae. Gene Ontology annotation, cellular component: cytoplasm. The record is from RefSeq and is a predicted model, not a curated record.